UAGUGAUUAUCUUAUCACUUCAGUAUUUGACGUCUACAGUGCAAGUAUUAUCUGAUCAGUCUUGUCGUAGGCUUUAUUCUGACAGUAUACAAUGUUCAAGUCUUGUUUACUAUUGUUUUCAGUUUUAACUCUGACAUAUGGUCAGGCAAUUCAGUUAAUGCCAGGAACUACAACAAAAACACAAUGUAAAGACAAAUUACCAAACUGUUUUGCAUUUAAAAAAGAUUCUUGUCUAGCACCAUAUGAACAAUGGGCAAAAGAUUACUGUCCAGUCUUUUGUGGAUUCUGCGUAGGUCCAACAACCCCAGUACCACCUUGUGAGGACAUCAAACCUGAUUGUCAUGUAUACCAAAAAUCUGUAUGUACUGACGACGCAUACAGACAAUGGGCCUUUGAUAAUUGUGCGUACUACUGCCGACUCUGUACAUCGGACCAGCUUAUUAUUAAAGACAGUCAAGUAACAACUUUACCGCCAUCAUUAUGUGUGGAUAAACGUCAAGACUGUGAUAAGUAUGGUAAAGACUCCUGUACAGGCCCAUACAUUACCUGGGCUACAGAGAACUGUAAUCGUUAUUGUGGAUUCUGUACCGGUCUACCUACAACGACAAAGCCAUGUAUAGAUGCCAUACCCAAUUGUAAUCAGUUCCAAAAAGAUACAUGUACAAACAUUAAGUACAAAGGAUGGGCGGAUGCAAACUGUAGUAAACAUUGUGGUUUCUGCUCUGACGGAAGUAGUAGUGGUAAUCAACCAUCUGUAACUUCUGCUCCAACAUUUGCACCACCUCAACCACAAGCUCCAGGAAAUCAACCUACCCCUUCAGCUACAUUGGCACCACCUCUACCUGCUGGUAAAUGAUUAUUUAUUUGUAAUGAGUUAUACAAAAACAUUAUAUAAUUAAAAAAUGAAAACGA
Messenger RNA from Mytilus trossulus (common blue mussel), 912 nucleotides. RefSeq lists its product as uncharacterized. NCBI's taxonomy places the organism in Eukaryota, Metazoa, Mollusca, Bivalvia, Mytilida, Mytilidae. The coding region runs from base 92 to 856 and encodes 254 amino acids. The record is from RefSeq and is a predicted model, not a curated record. The transcript has 8 exons.